This is a messenger RNA of Myiozetetes cayanensis, 2623 nucleotides long. It is a transcript of the gene LNP1, whose product is annotated as leukemia NUP98 fusion partner 1. The record is from RefSeq and is a predicted model, not a curated record. Lineage: Eukaryota; Metazoa; Chordata; Aves; Passeriformes; Tyrannidae. The coding region runs from base 1792 to 2358 and encodes 188 amino acids. The transcript has 4 exons.
CGGGAGCAGGGGAGGGGUCAGCCCGAAAACGCUGGAGGGGUCUCGGGUCCGGACCGAUGUUGCGCGGAAGGAGUUCUGGGCCGCUCACAUGCGGAGUGCGCUCCACGUCUGGAGUGCAGUGUCCGGCUCUGGGCUCCUCAGGACAAGAGAGAUGGGGAGCUCCUGGAGCACGUCCGGUAGAGGACAACGAGGGUGAUUAAGGGACUGGAACAUCUCUCUUUCGAGGAGAAGCUGAGGGAGCUGUGUCUGUUCAGCCUCGAGAAGAGACGGCUGAGAGUGGGCCUCACUAAACUGUGUAAAUAUCUAAAAGCGGGCUUCCAAGAGCAUGGAACCGGGCUCUUCUUGGUAGAUGCCAAGCGAUAGGACAAGAGGCAAGAGCCAGAAAGUGAUGCACAGGAAGUUCCUUCUGAACAUGAGGAACUAACUGUGUGAUGACCAGGCAGGUUGUCCAGAGGGGUUAUGGAGUCUCCAUCACUGGAGAUAUUCAAGAACCGUCUGGACACAAUCCUGUGCCACGUGCUCUGGGAUGACCCUGCCUGAGCAGGGAGUUUGGACCAGAUGAUUCACUGUAGUCCCUUCUAACCCGACCCUGUCUGUGAUUCUGUUCUUCUGUGGUUCUGUGUAGUUUCAGCUAACAUGACUGAUUUAAAGUUUCUAGGACUUUAUACUGGAGCAUUUUGAAGCAAUCCUUAUUAUAAAUGACAUCUUUAAGUUAUUAAUUGAGUCUGUCAUAACAAUAAUUUAAUAUGCAGUACUGGAAUUUGUACUUGUAGUGUAUGUGUGUGUGUAUACCUGUAGGCAGAGGAAGCUUAUGUUUCUGUCUCCACUUAUUUCCAUGGAGCGUUUGGCUGAGGAUGAAGACAAGUUGUCUUUGAUAUGUUUUUAUACUCAGAAAGCUCUAGACAUCUCAUGGCUAGAAGUUUCAUUGUAGGUGGCAGGGAAAUGGAAGGAAUAUGUGUCUUCACACAUAUUGCAGUGUAGAAAAAAAGGACUGAAAAUAUUAACAACAGGAAGAUUGCAAAGCAAAUACUUCAGGAGCUCAACUAAAAUUUGCUCUGCUGCAUUCUGAGUCAAUAUAUAUGAGUGCCUGGUAGUAAACAGCUUGAGAUGUAUCCUCUAAUUUAUGGAUUAUUACUAUUUACAUAUGCAUAUUUUGACAAAGCUGUGGGACAACCUCUCUUCCACUUCUCCCUGUCACCUGUCUCAGCAUGGCAGGAGCAUUUCCUGUUCCACACAACAACCUGCAGUUCUGUCUUGCAUAUGUCAGAAGAGAAGAAACUCAAACCACAGAGGAGAAAACACGUAUCCAACAGGUUGAUAACUUCCUACUGGAACAGCCUCAAUUCCACACACGUGAUGCUUCCUAUGAACUACUAUAGGCCUGCAAAAGUAUCUUGCUUGUACCCAUGGGUGGCCUCAAGGAUGUAAGUCGAAUUCAGGCUGUCAGAAUAUGGCCAGGAAUGUUCUUUAGCACCUGAAGAAUCAGCCUACACAUCCUUUUUAUUGCUUCAGUUGUCUUUUUAUUGUACUGCUUUGCAGGUAUUCCUCUUGCUCCUAUCCACCUGUGCCUCUGCCAAGAAAGCAGCCUACUACAGGUUUGGUUGUGUCCAAGCUCUGGUACAUCACAUCUGAGGCAAUGCCAUCUGCACACCCAUGUACUCCAAGUCCCCGUGCUAAUCACAGUCUUGCCUGCCCUGGACAAGUGUGAAAUUACUGUCUUGGUGGUGGAAUUUGACCUUGCUUUUCCUUGUCUGGUUGGGAGACACCCCCCCAAGUUUGGAACAUCUGUACAUGGAAUAUGAGGAGGAUGAUGAUAUCUUCUUUGCAAAAUGGAUGAGCAGCUUCUGGGGCCACAACUUGAUCGAUGAGAAUGAGAAAGAGGGUCGAGGCCACAAGAAACGUCAGACACGAUUCUGUAGUGAGAGGAGAGCAUCCCUACCGGCCAAGCUUUCCUCCCUCCAUGCAACACGACUUCAUGAUUCUGCCAGAGGCUCAUCUUCAGGCCACCUCAAAGGCUCCAAGGAAUUUCAAGAAGACCAAGAUGUCAAAUGCCACUGCCACAGGAAGGCAAGCAGAACACCUUCAGCAGACAGCUCAGGCCCAGACACAAGAUCAAAUUCCAUUCAGGAAUUUGCAGAGUCCUUUGAAAAGCAAUUGCAUCUCAAAAGCAAGCGCUCAGUUUCUUUGCAGCCUGAAGGCGUGAAGGAGAGACGAGAAAGAGAAAGAUUGCAUUUGAGAAAAAGCAAGUCUCAUAAGAGAAUGGAAGAGAAAUCAGAGCCAAGGAGAGAGCCAGAAGAAGCUGAAGUACCUGUAAAACACAACGAGCAGUUUUCAUCACAAGCAAGCAUUCAGAAGUGAUAUUUAUGCACAGGCAUCUAGAAUGCAUUGAGAUAAUUAAUUCUAACACUCCCUCUGAAGAGCAGAGGGAGAAUUCUUGUUUUGUUUUGACUAGAAGAGGCCUGAUAGCUAGAAUAAACCCUAUGCUCUAAAACAAAAGGAAAAUUCAACUGCAUCGUCGACACCAUGUUACUACCUUCCUUUCUUUACUUUUGUCAUUAGGAAUGUGACCUUUGUCAUAGGAGUGGAUCAGUAGCAAGAUCCAAGUUAGCAAUUAACCACCAUA